Molecule: messenger RNA, 1515 nt
Organism: Phacochoerus africanus (Common warthog)
Lineage: Eukaryota; Metazoa; Chordata; Mammalia; Artiodactyla; Suidae
Gene: SDF2
Product: stromal cell derived factor 2
Exons: 3
Coding region: 250-885 (211 amino acids)
Source: RefSeq, a predicted model, not a curated record
GGCGCGGGGCGCAAAAAUUGGCCGAAGCAGUUCGGGAAGAGGGCUGUCACAGGGCCCUGGGAACAGAAUGAGGGUGUCGGAAGCAACCAGGCCUAGCCAGUUCCUCAGGCCGCUCUAACCAAAGGAACCGUAAAGGCCCGACUAAAGCUUCUUCCUUUCCCUUCCUCUCUAUGGUUCCGCCCGCAACUUCCGGUUCCGGGGAGGGGCCGAAUUUUCUUCCAAAAGUAGGGGCUCGGCGCUAGCGUCGGGAUGGCCGUGGUGUCGCUUCUGUUGUUCGGGGGUUUGUGGAGUGCUGUGGGAUCGUCUAAUCUGGGUGUCGUUACAUGCGGUUCUGUGGUGAAACUGCUCAAUACGCGCCACAACGUGCGACUGCACUCACACGACGUGCGCUACGGGUCAGGUAGUGGACAGCAGUCGGUAACAGGUGUAACCUCUGUGGAUGACAGCAACAGUUACUGGAGGAUACGGGGGAAGACCGCCACAGUGUGUGAGAGGGGAACCCCCAUCAGAUGUGGUCAGCCCAUCCGGCUGACACAUGUCAAUACUGGCCGAAACCUCCAUAGUCACCACUUCACCUCACCUCUUUCUGGAAACCAGGAGGUGAGUGCUUUUGGUGAGGAAGGUGAAGGUGAUUAUCUGGAUGACUGGACAGUGCUCUGUAAUGGGCCCUACUGGGUGAGGGAUGGCGAGGUGCGGUUCAAGCAUUCUUCCACCGAAGUUCUGCUGUCUGUCACAGGAGAACAAUAUGGUCGACCCAUCAGUGGGCAAAAAGAGGUACAUGGCAUGGCCCAGCCAAGCCAAAACAACUACUGGAAAGCCAUGGAAGGCAUCUUCAUGAAGCCCAAUGAGUUGUUGAAGGCAGAAGCCCACCACUCAGAGCUCUGAGUCUGGAGGCUCUGAGCCACUGUUACCGCACAGUGUUCAUAGACGACUGCUGCUCCCUCACCCUUUGGAUCCCUGCUACAGGUUCCCUGGUCCGUGGCCAUGUCACCUCUGAGAUGAAGAUGCAUGACAGAAAAUAGUGGCUGUGUUUGGAAGCUUCAUCCCUUCAUACUUGAAUUGGUUGUUCUCCCAGACUUGGGUCAGUUCUUCCUGAGCACAGGACUUGGCCACUAAAGGAUCAGAUGCUUUUUAUUCCUAUUAAUAAAACAGAAAUGGGGAUACAUCCCUCCUACCUGGGAAAUUAUUAUUCCUCAGAAUUUUGGCAUUAUGAAUUAUUUAAUGUAUGUGACUUUUUUCCUACUUUCUUUCUCCAAAAUGAUAAAAGAAUUGCAUUGUUAGUCACUGUGUUGUCAUUUAUGAGGUGUGCUAUUUCAUAAUCUAAUUAAUCUUUGAGUCCUAAGAGUCAUUGCUGUCACUCUUGAGAUGCUGGGGACCUUUGGUGUGGGCUCUUUUGAGAGCCUUACUUGCAUCCUAACUUUGUUUCUACUUUCACUCCUCCCUCAGCACCUCAUCCUUAUUAGACUUUUGACUAAUUGUGGGUAAAGAUCCUUAAUAAAUAGCCAAUGAAAUGUU